Molecule: messenger RNA, 192 nt
Organism: Penicillium macrosclerotiorum
Lineage: Eukaryota; Fungi; Ascomycota; Eurotiomycetes; Eurotiales; Aspergillaceae
Exons: 1
Coding region: 1-192 (63 amino acids)
Source: RefSeq, a predicted model, not a curated record
AUGGCGGAGACUGGCCGGGACGACAACGACAGCGGGGGGAGGGGAGAGGUUUCAAGAUUGAAGCAGAGCCGAGAUCAGGCCUGGGAUCGCAAGGAAGAACCAACUGAUGGCGACAAAAUGAAGUCAAAGGAGUCCGGCAUCCAGUUAGUAACCUCGGGUUUGAGCGUCGGCAACUCGCUGACUCAGCGUUGA